AUGGCGGAGCCGGGUGCUGAGAAAUCCGAUGAGCAGCUGCUGGUUUUCGAGGAGCUGGCGCCUCAGACAGGGCCGCCCUGGCGGGAGCCGCAACAACCGAAAACUGCCCCUGGCGGGGCUGUUAGGCUGUGUGGGGAGCCGGGGCUCGAGGAGGAGGAGGAAGAGGAGGGUGAGGAGGACUCAGAGGACUCGGGGCCCGAGGGGGAUGGAGAGGACGAGCCUCUCUUGCGGGCGUCGGGUACCGGCCGCGGCCGCCGAGGGUGCGCCGCCUGGGACAAGGAGCCCCGCGCCCCUGCAGGCCAUCUAGGACAUACUGCUGAUAUGAAUAUAUUUUUAGAUGAUCCAGAAUUUGCAGAAAUUAUUCUGAGAGCAGAGCAAGCAAUAGAGUGUGGAGUUUUUCCAGAGAGAAUUUCUCAAGGAUCCAGUGGGAGUUAUUUUGCCAAGGAUCCAAAAGGGAAAAUUAUUGGAGUGUUCAAACCAAAAUCUGAAGAGCCUUAUGGACAUCUAAAUCCAAAGUGGACCAAAUAUUUUCACAAAAUUUGUUGUCCUUGCUGCUUUGGCAGAGGCUGCCUCGUUCCAAAUCAGGGAUACCUCUCUGAAGCUGGUGCCUAUCUUGUGGAUGACAAGCUGGGGCUAGGAGUUGUACCUAAAACUAAGGUUGUCUGGCUUGUCAGUGAGACCUUUAAUUACAGUGCAAUAGAUCGUGCAAAGUCCAGAGGAAAAAAAUAUGCUUUAGAGAAAGUGCCAAAAGUUGCUAAAAAAUUUAAUCGAAUUGGACUACCUCCUAAGGUUGGCUCCUUCCAGCUGUUUGUUGAAGGAUAUAAGGAAGCUGACUACUGGCUCAGGAAGUUUGAAACUGAUCCUUUGCCUGAGAACACAAGGAAAGAAUUUCAGACACAGUUUGAAAGAUUGGUUAUCUUGGAUUACGUUAUCAGAAAUACAGACAGAGGUAAUGACAACUGGUUAGUCAGAUAUGAAAAAGCAGAUGAAGGAGUUGAUCUGUCAGAUAAGGACAGCCAAUGGACCAUAACUGAAGAAUCUACUAUUAAAAUUGCUGCAAUUGACAAUGGCUUAGCAUUUCCUUUUAAGCAUCCUGAUGAGUGGAGGGCAUAUCCCUUCCACUGGGCUUGGCUUCCUCAAGCAAAAAUUCCUUUCUCUCAGGAGACCAGAGACCUAGUUCUUCCUCGCAUUUCUGAUAUGAACUUCAUCCAGGAUCUUUGUGAAGAUCUUUAUGAACUGUUUAAGACUGAUAAAGGAUUUGACAAGGCUACUUUUGAAAACCAAAUGUCUGUUAUGAGAGGGCAGAUACUAAACCUUACUCAGGCAUUAAAGGAUGGGAAGAGCCCCAUUCAGCUUGUCGAGAUGCCACGUGUGAUUGUGGAGCGAAGCAGCACGGGAAGUCAGGGCCGAAUUGUUCACCUGAGUAAUGCAUUCACACAGACCUUUCAUAGCAGGAAGCCUUUCUUUUCCUCCUGGUAG
Indicator indicator is the source of this 1479-nucleotide messenger RNA. RefSeq names its product phosphatidylinositol 4-kinase type 2 beta (gene PI4K2B). Gene Ontology annotation, cellular component: plasma membrane; lysosomal membrane; trans-Golgi network. Bases 1 to 1479 code for a protein of 492 amino acids. Lineage: Eukaryota; Metazoa; Chordata; Aves; Piciformes; Indicatoridae. The transcript is spliced from 10 exons. Gene Ontology annotation, molecular function: 1-phosphatidylinositol 4-kinase activity. The record is from RefSeq and is a predicted model, not a curated record. Gene Ontology annotation, biological process: endosome organization; Golgi organization; phosphatidylinositol phosphate biosynthetic process.